Molecule: messenger RNA, 1641 nt
Organism: Canariomyces notabilis
Lineage: Eukaryota; Fungi; Ascomycota; Sordariomycetes; Sordariales; Chaetomiaceae
Product: FolC bifunctional protein
Exons: 1
Coding region: 1-1641 (546 amino acids)
Biological process (GO): tetrahydrofolylpolyglutamate biosynthetic process
Cellular component (GO): cytoplasm; cytosol; mitochondrion
Molecular function (GO): tetrahydrofolylpolyglutamate synthase activity; ATP binding
Source: RefSeq, a predicted model, not a curated record
AUGGCCACAUGCCAGGAAGACGACGACGCGCCCCCGUUCACCUACCAGGAAGCCCUUGCCCGGCUCGCGCAACUGCAGUCCAACCACUCCGUCACCUCCCUCUUCACCCCGCCAGCACCAACACCACCCAAACCCGGUGGAGAUGCAGCUUCAACAACAAGAGCUGACAUGAACGCGGCCGCAAUCCCGGAGAUGCUCUUCUGGCUCGCCCGCGCAGGCUACCCGCCGACCUCCCUGACCUCACCCCGCGGCCCGGCCUUCCGCUGCGUGCAUGUGGCGGGGACAAAGGGCAAGGGCUCCGUGGCCGCGCUGACGGCGUCCAUCCUGCAGCAGUAUGUUCCGCACAAAACAGGGCUGUAUACCUCGCCGCACGUGCUCAGCCCGCGCGAGCGCAUCGUGCUGGACGGGCAGCCCGUCUCGCGCGACGUGUUUGCGCGCGGCGUGGCGCAGGUCUGGGGAAGGCUGACGAGGGCUGCGAGGGAGGAGCUGGUCGCUGCUAGGGCUAAAAGGAUACAGGAAGGGAUUGGGAGUGAUGAUGAUGGGAUGGAUGACCUUGACCUUGACCUUGCCCUGGACGGGCCGGGAACCAAGCCGUUCUAUUUCCGCUUCCUGACCAUUCUCGCUGUGCACCUGUUUGUGACGCGCGGUGUGGGCGACGCGGUCAUUGAGUGCGGCAUUGGCGGCGAGUACGACGCCACCAAUGUGAUACCUGCUGAGAUGGUAACCGCUGCCGUGGUGACUCAGCUCGGGCUGGACCAUGUGGGUAUGCUGGGCGGCACGGUCGAGGAGAUUGCCUGGCAUAAGGCGGGGAUUUUUAAAAGGGGCGUCAAGGCAUUCACGCGGACGCUGCCGGGGGAGGCACAGAGGGGUGUCAUGGAAGUGCUACGCGCCAGGGCGAGGGAGAAGGAGGCUACGCUGGUCGAGGUGACUGAUGAGGAGGUGGAACGGUGGAAAGGUGUGCUAGGGGCAAAGCUCCAGGGGCCGUUCCAGAAGUAUAACAUGGCGCUGGCCGUGUAUGCCGCCAGGGAACACCUCCUCAAAACGGGCGUUGCGUUGGAGGGGAAGUUUGGGACGGAGGACUGGUCAUUGGACGACAUACCGGAGCGGUUUGUCAAGGGCCUGAGGGAGGCUUCCUUACGAGGGCGGUGCGAGGUUGUGCAGGAUGCGGAUGGCAUCGAGUGGUACCUGGAUGGAGCGCAUACAGACGACAGCCUUGCCGGCGUCGGCGGGUGGUUCGCGAGCCAAACCAAGGGCGAGGACAAGGUUCGGGUGUUGCUGUUCAACCAGCAGGAGAGGCAUCCUGCGCCGUUGCUGAAGGCACUGGUUGGGGGGGCACAGAGCGAAGCAAAUACAGCGCCCAUCUUUACACAGGCAAUCUUCACAAGAAACGAGGAGGACAAACCGGCCGACGGCGAGGUCCGGGAUCUGUCUGUGCAGAACCAGGCGAGAGACGCAUUCCGUGAGGUUGAGGUCAACACGAGCGAAGUGGCGGUGCUGGAUGCUGUGCAGCCCGCCAUCGAGCGCAUCAGGGAGAUUGCUCUCCAGGCAAGAAAGGAGGGCAAGACGUGCAAGGUCCUAGUCACGGGGAGCUUCUACCUCCUGGGUUCGGUGCUCAGAAUUAUAGAGCACGCUGAUAAUUGA